AUGAGCAGUAAUUUUGCUCCUACUCAAUGGCAUCGAAGGGCUCUGCAGACGAGACGCGAAACCGACCGGGAUACCCCUGAGCAGGCAUGCCGCCCUCAUCUGCGCUGCUGCUGUUGCUUCUCCGCCAAGGAAGUAAUAGCAGGCGCUCCCUCACCUUCCGCACGAUGUCCUCCUUGA
Molecule: messenger RNA, 177 nt
Organism: Chondrus crispus (carragheen)
Lineage: Eukaryota; Rhodophyta; Florideophyceae; Gigartinales; Gigartinaceae
Exons: 1
Coding region: 1-177 (58 amino acids)
Source: RefSeq, a predicted model, not a curated record